This is a messenger RNA of Haemorhous mexicanus (house finch), 3597 nucleotides long. RefSeq names its product NHL repeat containing 3 (gene NHLRC3). NCBI's taxonomy places the organism in Eukaryota, Metazoa, Chordata, Aves, Passeriformes, Fringillidae. Gene Ontology annotation, biological process: proteasome-mediated ubiquitin-dependent protein catabolic process; protein polyubiquitination; negative regulation of translation. The transcript has 8 exons. The record is from RefSeq and is a predicted model, not a curated record. Bases 89 to 1174 code for a protein of 361 amino acids. Gene Ontology annotation, molecular function: protein binding; translation repressor activity; ubiquitin protein ligase activity.
CGAUGUGGGAGGGGCGGUGGCCACGUGGCUGCCAUGGCAACCGGCCCGGCCCCCGGGAGGCGGGAGCGGUGGCGGAGCCGGGGCUGCCAUGGCUGGGACGCUGCUAGCGCUGCUGGCCCUGCUUGGCGGCUCCCAGGUGUUCUCCUUGCGUGAUUGCUCGCGGUUUUCCUUCGUGAUAUCCGCAGCUCUGUGUCAUCAGUGUGUCCCCUGGUCCCUGCAGGGCGAGGAACACAAGUGCCAGGUUUUAAAAGCAAAGAACUUCUCUCAUUGGAAGGGAGAGCAACAGAUGUACAAGCUGGACAUAGGCUGGCCUAAAGCUCCAGAACACUUCACUGGCCAAACAUUUUGUGUUGCUGUUGACUCUCUCCAUGGUUUGGUCUAUGUAGGACAACGGGGAGACAAUGUGCCAAAGGUACUUGUAUUCUCAGAAGAAGGCUAUUUUCUUCACUCCUGGAAUGAUACAGUUGAAAUGCCUCAUGGUAUCUUUGUAUGGAACACUGAAACAGGAAGUUCAGUGUGGAUCACAGAUGUUGGAACAGGGAAAUAUGGACACACAGUGAAACAGUAUAGCCCUUUGGGUAAACUUAUGCAGGUCUUGGGCACACCUGGUAAUGCUGGUUCAAGUUUGAUUCCCCUGCAAUUUGAUCAACCAGCAGAUAUCUUUGUGGAGGAAACUGGAGAAAUCUAUGUUGUUGAUGGAGACGGAGGAAUGAACAACAGAUUGCUCAAACUAUCAGAUGACUACAAAGAGAUAUGGCUGACUGGAACAAAUGGGAGUGGCAUUGGUCAGUUCAAGAUUCCUCACAGCGUAACAGUGGAUGCUUUUGGACGGGUAUGGGUUGCAGACAGAGGCAACAAGAGAAUCCAAGUUUUUGAUAAAGUCACAGGAGAAUGGCUUGGGUCUUGGAAUGGCUGUUUUUCAGAAGAUGGACCCUAUUCUGUCAGGUUUACUGCCGAUUACAAAUAUCUGAUUGUAGCUCAGCUGAAUAUCAACCGGUUGGCAAUCUUGGCAGCACCUCCAGUCGGCUCCAUUGGGGACUGUGCCAUAGUCCACAGUGUCCAGCUGGCUGAUGAAACCAAACCACACCUCGUGGAUGUAGACAUGAGGAGUGGAGCAGUCUAUGUUGCAGAGAUUGGAGCCCAGCAAGUACAAAAAUAUGUACCCUUAAGCUGAUGGUUUCCCACAACUGCUGUGGCACAAGCUGUGUGACAUUUAACACCUAUGACCACAUUUCCUUGAAUUCUUUAUGGAUUGUGUUUCCUUAGACAAGCACAGAACUGCACAAUUGCUCCCAGAACUGUAGAACUAUGACUCUCUCCUAGCUGUUCUGGAGUUUUGGAGAAAUACUUGGUCUUGAGCUGUUACUUGUUUAAGUAAUGAUAUGGUGGCUUUUACUUUUGUUCCAAUUGUAAAAUGAUAAGCAUUUUAAUUUUAUUAUAUAAAACUUCACAAACACAACUGUUCAUCUUAAAUGUAUAGAGUCAACUUGGGGCUCUGCUUAGCCUGUGUGUGUUGUUAAAUGGUCAGAAAAGUCUGAAAGAAGUUCUAUAAAUUAUUUUCUGAGAGAAGAGCACUUCAUUUCAAUGUUUUUUCACUUUGUUUUCUGAAUGGUUGUACUGAUACUGUCCAACAGAGAAUAUAAGAUGUGUCACAAUGCUAAAUUAGAUGCUGCUGGAUAUUGGUGUCAGUACUGGCAUCUGCCUUAGGUGGUUAAUGACAUAAGUAUUGAAAUCUGUUUUCAGCUCUAGCUAAAGCCAUAAAGUCUGUAAUAAGCUUGAGCUAAAUUGAUAUUAGACACUUCAAACUAAAUUAAAAGUAUCUGCACAGCAGCCAACUACUGAUUCUUAACUAAAUUAGUUCUUAACCUUACUUGAUUUAUAUCAGUGUGAGUUUUCAGUUCCAUAAGAUUUCAUAGUGGAACAUAUUGAGAUUCAAGUUGUGUUAAGUUCAAGAAAAACAAAUUGCAAUUUGCUAUGAAAGUCUUAAUCAGCAGUAGGGACUGGGAGACAUAUGAUUUUCUUCUGAUUUAAUUGAAGCUCUGUCAGUUAACAGCAAAGCAUCUGUUUUAAUUUAUUUCCAGAACUCAGACUUCAUCAACUUCAUUAAUGUGUAGAGUUAAGUUUCUUACACUAUAUUAUAGCAGAUGUCUCUAAGCUCUGUCCUAAAAAGUCCUGCCUCUCCAUUCCCAGAACAAAGUGGUUCUGCUUUCUUUGCAUGUUGCUACAAGAUUUUAAGUUCACUUUAUAGCAUAGAGGGAACCAGAUACUGGAAAAAUGGGAUGGGGAAGAUGACAUGGCAGAAAUGAGACUGUGGAUAACUGAUUACUACGGUAAAAUUGUGGAUCCAAAUUCUGUAUUUUCUAGCUCUUUAAAACAUUUGAGAGGAUUUUUGCACACACUUAUUCUACUGUGUAUGUUAUUUUAAUGCUAAUUACCAGCUAAGAGAGGUCAUUUUUUUCAACUGUCUUAGAAAGGGAAUAUGAAAACAGAAUUGUACUGAUGGGAAAUACCUACUUCAGUGAAUAUUGUCAAAAGCAAAUGCUACUUAAUUUGGUAGGUUUCAACCUGUGAUCACAAAGUUGUGAGUCAACAGAUGGAAAAACUGUUCAGAAAAGUCAGAUCCAUACUUUCUCUGAAAAGUAACUCAGCUAUGGAGCCUGACUGCCUGAUUUCAGCACUAUUUGAGAUUAAUGCACUAUAUGUGAAAGCUUUGUUGUUUGCUACAUCCACAACAAUAAGACCAGAUCCCACCUGGGGCUCCCCUCACUCUAACCUUUGCAGGAGAACUUCAAGUUUAUACACUAGCAAAUAUGGUCCAUCACUCAUGUGGUCUUGAAUGGGAGCUAGUAAGCAAUAUUUAUUUGCUGAAAAAAGUAGCAGUACUUCUUCUAGACCAAUGUGAAUAUGUCCACACAGUGUGCUGUGUGGCUUUUCUAACUAGCUUUUGACUAGCUCAGGGAUCUCUGCUCUGUGUGCAAUUUAGCUAUUUCUUGUCUACACAAGGUGGGUUUAUUUUUAAAAAUUUUACCAUAAAAUCAUUAUUUGAGCAUAUCUUGGUGUGUAGGGGGUCCAGGCAUACCCAUCUUUCUUCACUACAUCCUCUCCUUAUUUAUUUUUCCUUUGUCACAUCCAUUUGAAAAUAGAACUCCAAGCUCUCUGGGAACAUGUUUUUGUGUUCAGUAAAGCAAUGUAGUGCACUUUUGGAUGUUGACAAAUAACUUACUUGUACGAGUUUCUGCUUGCUGCAUUUAUCUGCUCUCAGCUCUUUUUCAUGAACUUUUGGCUCCAAGAAAUGGGGAGCACUCAUCCAGUUUUGUGUGGCUUUACUGAAAUAGACCAAGGUGCCAAAAUGUGCCUUGCCACUAGGCAUUUGGGUAUCUGUGAUAACAAGGGCCAAGGGAUGUUUAUUAGUAGUAAUUAUGAGAUGCUUAGACUCUAUUUUAUCUCUGUAUCUAUGACUAGACUGAGAAAAUAAUUUUGUGCACUAAUUUGCUAAUUCUCUGAAUGUUUUCUUAUGUAUCACCUUGAAACCAAUUUCUGAAGAAAUGCAUAGCAGGAGAAUUUGAUAAAAUAAAUUGAGAGAUUCGCAUUAUUAAA